This is a messenger RNA of Colletotrichum destructivum, 2595 nucleotides long. Its product is annotated as Putative proteasome component (PCI) domain, 26S proteasome regulatory subunit. Gene Ontology annotation, biological process: regulation of protein catabolic process; ubiquitin-dependent protein catabolic process. Gene Ontology annotation, cellular component: proteasome regulatory particle, lid subcomplex; proteasome complex. The transcript has 3 exons. Gene Ontology annotation, molecular function: enzyme regulator activity. NCBI's taxonomy places the organism in Eukaryota, Fungi, Ascomycota, Sordariomycetes, Glomerellales, Glomerellaceae. The record is from RefSeq and is a predicted model, not a curated record. The coding region runs from base 387 to 2123 and encodes 578 amino acids.
AGCAACCUGAGCCUCAGGUAUUCAAUCUUUGAGAGCUCUCUCCUCCCGUCGUCGAACCUUCCUGCAUCACGAGGCAAACAGCCACAACAGCAAACCCACUACCCCCCAUUCACAUCAACGAAAGCCGACUCCGACAGAGCUCCGAUAGUCAAGUUCCCCGUUCAGCUUGAUUCUUUUCGAGGCCGUGUCACCUGACAUUUCCUUCCGCUUCUCGCCCAACCGACACAGCAACCUGAUCCGGGAUUCCGCAACCUAGCCAAAGACACCUAAUCCGUACCUGCUCCCCGGGCGCGACUCCACGAUCGAAUCCGAUUGCUGUCAUCCCGAGCAGCACUCUGUACACUUCCCUUACACACACUCACAUACCGCCAACCGGUUGAGCAAACAUGCCGGGCAAAACACCCUCGCGCAGCGGGAAGGAUCCCCUCGAGAACGGCGUCCCCAACAGCAACAAGGACGCUGAGUCGAAGGACGCCAAGAGCAAGAGUAAGAAGGCGGCGAAGGACGGCGACGAGGAGAUGACUGUCGUUGUUCCUCCCUCCAAGAAGGCAGCCGCCAUCCCAGCGGAUGCCGACGGCGACGUUGCGAUGGGCGAUGAGAACAAUGCAGAUGACGCAGAGGUCAAGGUCGACCCUGUGGUGCAGGCUGUGGCAGACAUCAAGAGCAAUUUCGCUCUGCUAGACCGCGCCGUCGCCCUCUUUGAUGCCAGAUUCUCCCUCCGAGCGUUGCGGUCCAUCUCGACCAUCCGCAAGCGCCUGACCCCCGAUAUCAUCGCCCAGGCCAUCGUCGAGACCUUCCCAGCGACCGUCACCUCCGGCAACGUUGCCAAGCAGCUCUUGAUCGCCGUUGGCCGCGAAAAUGUGCCCCUCGGCAAGUCCACCAGCCCCGAGAUGGAGGUCGACAGCGAGCCCGCCAAAGCCAAGAAUGCCCCGAAGAAGGAGACCAAGGACGUCAUCCCGGAGAUUGACAUCUUCCUCGGCAUCCUCAUCCAGGUGUACCUCUACGACUCGAGGCAGUUCCAGCGCGGAGCCGACUUCUCCAAGCAGCUUUCGGAACGCAUCCACACCCUCAACCGCCGCACAUUAGACUCCCUCUCCGCCAAGGUCUACUUCUAUUAUUCAAUGUUCUGCGAGAACCUCGCUCCCCAGGCCCCCUCUUCCCAGUCUCCGAUCGUCGCUAUCCGGCCGACUCUGCUGGCCGCCCUGCGCACCGCCGUGCUCCGCAAGGACAUCGACACGCAAGCUUCGGUCAUUGUGCUUCUGCUUCGCAGCUACCUGCUGACGUCCCACAUUGCGCAAGCCGAUUUGCUCGUUUCCCACACACAGUUCCCCGAGAACGCUGCCAACAACCAGGUCGCCCGCUUCCUGUACUACCUCGGACGCAUCCGCGCCAUCCAACUCCGAUACACCGAGGCACACGAGCACCUCACGGCCGCAACGAGAAAGGCGCCCUCCAGCGCCUGCGCCGUUGGCUUCUCCCAGACGGCCACCAAGCUUCUGUUGGUUGUUGAGCUGCUGAUGGGUGACAUCCCUGAGCGGUCCACCUUCCGCCAGCCCACUCUGGAGCUUUCCCUGCACCCGUACUUCCUCCUCGUCCAGGCCGUCCGCGUCGGCAAGGUCCAGAACUUUGAGACAAUCAUUGCGGAUCACGCCGACACCUUCCGCCGGGAUGGCACCUACAGCCUGAUUCUGCGUCUGCGCCAGAACGUCAUCAAGACGGGUAUCCGCAUGAUGUCUCUCUCGUACUCUCGCAUCUCGCUCCGCGACAUCUGCAUCCGCCUCGACCUCGGUAGCGAAGAGUCGGCCGAGUACAUCGUCGCCAAGGCCAUUCGCGAUGGAGUUAUCGAGGCUACCCUCGACCGCGAGCAUGGUUACAUGAAGAGCAAGGAGGUCGGCGAUGUCUAUGCUACGCGGGAGCCCGGCGAAGCCUUCCACGACAGAAUCCGCGCGUGCUUGGCUCUGCACGACGAAAGUGUCAAGGCUAUGCGUUUCCCCAUGAACCAACACCGCCUCGAGUUGAAGAACGCCCAGGAAGCGCGCGAGCGCGAGCGCGAGAUGGCCAAGGAGAUACAGGACGGUGAUUUGGAUGAGGACGACCUCGGCGGCGACUUUGAGGGAAUGUAACAACGCUUAUCGAUACUUUUUCUGCUGUGUUACCAACAACAGUUUUGCCGAUGCCCGACCGGCCUGCGUUACAACCUCGAACAAGUGGCCUGGAAACACGGCGGGACUGCUUGAUCUUGGGAUUUUCGAUGAAGGGGCGGCGCUGGGAGGGGAAAGGGGCCUUUGGCAAAUGAUUCCGGGCGUGUGAUAGACAUCUUUUUCUUCCUUACGCGGGGCACGCAUGCUGUGGUGUUUUACCAGUUGGCAGCGAGGAAUUGGGAUCCCCGCCAUCCUAGGAGAGAGGAUGGGGAGGCGGGGAUUCUGUGAUGGCGGGGCGUGUACGUCUGAGUUGAGCCAGGCCGCAGUCACAUACGGCCCUGUGUACUAGAUAACGCAAGACUUGGAGGGGGUUGCCCGAUUCAGUAUUGCUAUUCUUCCGACUCCUGAGGUGCGUUUGUGAAUGAUAUCUGAUUGCUCUAAUAUUGAUCCAGAG